Molecule: messenger RNA, 1029 nt
Organism: Caenorhabditis briggsae
Lineage: Eukaryota; Metazoa; Nematoda; Chromadorea; Rhabditida; Rhabditidae
Exons: 5
Coding region: 1-1029 (342 amino acids)
Source: RefSeq, a predicted model, not a curated record
AUGGCUGGUUUUCGCAAUCUGGAUUAUUUGGACCUUGAUGCACCAGGUCCUCAAAAACACGUGCGAUCGGAGCAGCUUGAACAAAUGGAGCAGCUUCGACAGCUAAACUCAGAUCCAAGUUUUGAUGAUCAUCAGAGGGAAAUUGGUGCAGAACUGGUUUCGGACACUUCUGGAUCCACUGAUUCCGAAAAAGCGUCCGAGCUAGCGCGGAUUCUGAAGCAUCUGCACGAUGAUUCACCAUUAGAGGAGACUAUUCCUAUGCUGGGGCCAGAAGAGGAAAUGACUUACGGGUUGAACAAUGUAAAUGCUCCGUCUACAUUUGCGACGACUUCAUUUUCUGCCUACAACCCUCAGAUGGUCGAUCCUGCCAGCUUCUAUGGGUUUUCAGCCGAUGGCAGCCAUCCUUCAACAUCUGCGACAUUAUCGAUGUCCGGGAUGUUCCAACCCCAGAAUGAGUUUCCGUCCUUCAACAUUUCGAACUCACCAUUCAUUGAUUCCGAUUUCGCUCAUCCUCUUGGAAAUCACAUGGACUAUCAUCAUCAGACAGCGAGCCAAAAUCCUUCGACAUCUGAGACGCUCUAUCCUCCUGGCUUCUAUGGAUUCCCUGCCUUCAACAUUCCCAAUCCAGAAUUCACGGAUUUUGGUCCUUCUUAUCCUCAUGGCACCAACAUGGACUACACCCAGAAAUUGGACCAAGCAACCAUUGUAGAAUUUGAGAAAAAUGUGGUCCUCUGGAGCCAGAAGUACAAAUACAAUGUUCUGAAUCUAGAAGAUAAGCUUGUCCUCGAUGAAUAUUUGUUCAACCCAAAUGGAAAAGUAGAGGUCCCACAGAUGGUGAAAAAGCCCGUCAACAGUCGCAGUCUCUAUCAAAAUCAACGAUCAGAGAGACAAGGAUACCCACCAUACAACUCUCUUGGCGAGAAGGAGAAAAUGAAAUGGUACAAACUUUGGGACAGAGUGAACCAGAGGCAACGUCAUCAGUUUGAAGAUGGGCUCAUUCGGUUCAAGACAAAUAAAAAUUUUUCAUGA